Molecule: messenger RNA, 4011 nt
Organism: Musa acuminata AAA Group (dessert banana)
Lineage: Eukaryota; Viridiplantae; Streptophyta; Magnoliopsida; Zingiberales; Musaceae
Product: rho GTPase-activating protein 6-like
Exons: 26
Coding region: 559-3609 (1016 amino acids)
Biological process (GO): signal transduction
Source: RefSeq, a predicted model, not a curated record
UUAAAUUACAUAUCGGUCCCCGAACGACAUAAACCUCGAAGGAUCCCAAAUUGUUUGUUUAACGAAGUAUAUGUGCCGCGAGGGCUCCACGAAAAGGCUGGCCGUUGCAGAGGCAGACCAGCUCCCAUUUGCUUCCCACUGUCCGCCAAGUCUUCCGAUCCCACAUGGGCGUUCCGCAGACGACGACCCCGUGCGAGAGACAAGAAGCGGGCGAGAGAGGAUGGCGGAGCGAGGAAGACUCGCGCGCGGCGAUGAAUGCGGAAGAUGGAGAGAAAGAAAGAGGGGGUUCGGAGAAAAAAGACUUCGGAACGAGGGUUCGCGUUUGCUCGCCGUGGGAGAAUUGGAUCCUCGUGACGCGUAAGCCCUCCCCUCGAUCUCCACACCGCGGCUCCAAUGGCGAGAAUCCGCACAUUGUGACGGGUUUCGCGUCGCCGCGCUUGAUCGAGGCUGGGAAGGCAACCCUCGCCCAUCUAACUGCUCAACGACAAAAUAAGGAAGCUUAACUUGUACCUGUUAGACUGGUUGACAAAUUGAUUAUCUUUGAACCACAAGUAGCAGAUGGCCUCUCCUCCCAGCAGUGAGAAUGUGACACAAUGUAAAACAUGUCGCUGCGGAGAGGGGGAUACCAAUCUCUUGACCACGAGGGCCUCUGACAAUCCUGACAAACAGACAUAUAAAUGUCCUAAUUGCGAUGUUUUCAAGAGCGGGUCACUUCUCGUUUCAUCUAAAGGAAUAGGUUGGACAUCAUGGAAGAAACGUUGGUUUGUCCUUACACGUACAUCAUUGGUCUUUUAUAGAACUGACCCUGCUACCCUCCCUGAAAAAGGAAGUGAAGCAAAUCCUACCCUUGGUGGUAUUGACUUGAAUAGCUCAGGAAGUGUUGUGGUGAAAGCAGACAAAAAGCUUCUGACAGUGCUCUUUCCUGAUGGCCGUGAUGGACGAACUUUUACCUUAAAGGCAGAAACUUCCGAGGAUCUGUAUGAAUGGAAAGCUGCAUUAGAGAAUGCUUUAGCUCAAGCACCUAGUGCAGUUCUUGCAAUGGGACAGAAUGGAAUAUUCAACAAUGAUGUAACUGAUUCAGUUGAAACUUCAAAUGAUAAAUGUGGGGAUAGGGAACCUGAGAAAUCUACCAUAGUUGGCAUGCCUAUCCUGCUUGCGCUUGAAGAUAUUGAUGGAAGCCCAUCUUUUUUGGAGAAGGCCCUAAGGUUUAUCGAACAACAUGGUAUCAAGGUGGAAGGAAUAUUGCGGCAGUCUGCCGAUGUUGAAGAGGUAAAACGCAGAGUUCGAGAAUAUGAACAGGGAAAAGUUGAAUUUUCACCAGAUGAGGAUGCACACGUUGUUGGUGACUGUAUCAAGUAUGUGCUGCGAGAGAUGUCAGCUUCUCCAGUUCCUGCUUCUUGUUGUACUGCACUGGUUGAAGCAUACAGAACUGAUCGUGGAAGAAGAGUUAAUGCUAUCCGCUCUGCCAUAUAUAAAACUUUCCCGGAGCCUAGUCUUCGUUUGAUGCAGAGGAUUCUCAAGAUGAUGCAAACAGUGGCUUCCCACAAGUCCCAGAACCGGAUGUCACUAUCGGCUUUAGCAGCUUGCAUGGCCCCAUUACUUCUCCGUCCUCUUCUUGCUGGAGAUUGUGAAUUUGAAGAUGACUUUAAUAUGGGUGGAGAUGGUUCUAUUCAACUUCUAAAAGCUGCUGCAGCUGCCAAUCAUGCUCAAGCUAUAGUCAUAAUUCUGUUAGAGGAGUUUGACAAAAUGUUUGAUGAGGAUCUCUUGCAUGAGGGCUCAGCAUCAUCAGAUCCUUAUUCUGAUUCUGAAGGUGAUCUUGAAGAUGAUGUUUCAACUGAUAAUGACAUUCCAGAAGAUCAUGAUGAGCAUGACAGCAAUGAUGACUUGACUGAUAAUGACAUUACUGAAGAUGAUGGAUAUCAUGAUGAGCAUAACAGCAACGAUGAUUAUUCGGAUAAUGACAUUCCAGAAGAUGAUGGAUAUGGUGAUGAGCAUAAUGGCCUUGAAGCUGAUAUAGAUGAUGAUUCUGAAAAUUCAUGCAGUGAAACAAAUAGUGAAAGCCACAGCAACAUUGGAAAUGAUCCGUAUGAUAAUGAGCUCAUAGACAAUCAGAAAAGAGGUGGUGCAUCUCUUCAAGAACAUCAAAAGUCGUCACAAAAAUCUGAUAUUCAAAUUCCUGGUGAUUCUAGCAUACAGAAACAUGAAACCUUGCUGCACGAUAGUGAUGAUGGAGAAGGUGCAGAUAAGCCAAACAAACUAGUCGUCUCCAUAAAACGACCUGCUAUUUGGGGGCGCACUCCUGCAAGAAAGAACCUUUCCAUGGAGUCAAUUGACUUAAGCGAAGAUGAGAAUGCUAUUCAAAGGCUUGAGAACACUAAGAAUGACUUACAAAAUAAAAUUGCCAAGGAGGUAAAAGGGAAUGCAGUUUUGCAAGAGAGUUUGCAAAGACGAAAGGAAGUUUUGCAUGAGCGCCGUUUAGCUCUUGAACAAGAUGUAGAAAGAUUGCUUGAGCAAUUACAAAAUGAGCAAGAUUUUAGAGCAUCUUUGGAGAAUGGACUAAUGAACACGCAACCUGGGAAUGCAUCUCUUGUUUCUGCUAUGGAUAGCAAGACAAGGGCAGAUCUAGAGGAAGUUGCUCUUGCUGAAGCAGAUAUAGUUAUUUUGAAGCUGAAAGUUGAUGAUCUUCAUGGACAGCUUAACAAUCAGCUAAAACGAAGCUGUGUUUCCUUAUGUGAGUCAUGCAGCAGACAACUUCAUAUUAGUGAUCAUUCUGGAGAGAAAACUCAGUUGGAAGAUGUUAGGAGUAUCAAUCUUGUUGAUCAACACAACAAGUUUUUGAAACAAGCAGAGGACGCUUUGUCUGGAGUAGCCCAUGAGGCCAAGCCAGUAAAAGAGCAAGAGCUACCUUUUUCAGAAGUCACAGAGCCUUCUCUCGAUAAAAAAAGUGAUCCCAUUUGCCAGAAUGCUAUUGGCUUGGGCACUAGAAGUUCUUCAUCCACUGAGGACUCACUUUCAAAGUUCUCCCAGCAGUUCCAAACGAGGCAAAGUAAUUCAGAGACUCCAGUUAGCUGCAUCUCAUACAGUGAGCGUAAUGCUGACUGUGAGAAUGUAGAAACCCAACCCCGAGAAUCAGUGUCACCAUCAGAUGGGCAGCCGUCUGAGAAGCAAAGAAUAGACAUAGCAAAUCAAAGCCGUAAACUAUCUAAGGGACUUGGUAACGAUCCAUCUACUGAAGAGUCUGCGAGAGUUGGCCAAAUUACUGCUUCGAAGAACUUCACUUUGGGCUGUGAAGAUGUGAAUCAAGCCCAAGAUUCCUCUUUACCUGGGAAACAGUCCUUGCUCAAUCAGUGGCCAACUAAAACAGCAUUGGAUAGUUUGAGAUCUCAGACUUCUGCUAGUGUUUCAUCUUCUGAGCCCAGUGGAGUUGCAAAGAGACUCUCUUCCAGACCUGAGGAAACUGUCUCUUCAACAGCAUCUGCACUUGCUAAGUUGACAAACCGCCUAAACUUACUGAAGGAACGUCGUGCCCAACUAGCAAAUGAGCUUCAAAUUAUGCAUAAUGGUCAGGGUUCAGGUCCAGAUGUCCCUCCCUUGAGAACCAAUGCUUGAUGACUGAAUUAAAUUGAAGAUAUCUCAAGGAUUUUUGUCUUCCUGACUGUACAGGUGCUUCUUCCAUGUGAUGAUGAUACUUGCUCCUCUCAACUUGGUGAAUUCCCUUGAAGGCUCAGGAUCAUGUUGUCCUGACGUUUGUGUAAGCUGGAUGCUUAUAUUUCAUCUCUGCUUCCAAGAAAUUACCAAUGGGAAUACGAGGUUUGUGAUAAUACCUGUGUGAAAACAAUUCCAGUGUUGGGUAGUGACCGAAGACAGUCGAGCACUCUGUUCCAUAGGGAGGGGCGCUUCCAUAAUCCUAUUGUCUCUACCUUUUCAUGAUUGUCUUCUGACCACAUGCUUCAAAAACAAUUUUCUAAUUAAUUUUGUUUAAUAAAUCUCAUGCUCUGUCUGCACUUUCCU